AUGUCACUCGGUAUUAUUAUAUCGCUGGCAAUACUUCACAUAUCUUAUCAACAAUCAAGUUUGCCUGGCUGUUUAUGCACAGAAGAGCAGCUUAAUAAUGAUAAAUGCGAUAAAGAUUGCAAUACAAAGGAAUGCAAUUAUGAUAACAAGAGCUGUAACAGCUCUGACAGUGAAUUUGAUUGAAAACAGAUAUGCAUAAUACUUGGAUGCGUAAUAGGUAUUAUUUUUAUUUUGUAACAUAUAUUUAGGGCACUCCUUAUAUAUAUAUCAACUAACCCCUAUAAAGAUUUCUUACCUAAAAAUAAUUUUUUUAAUUAAUUUUUUUAAGAAAAAUCCUCAAAAGAGUUAAGAUCAAUUUUUUCAGCUGGUUCAAUAGAAUCAGUCCAAAUGCUUCUUAUGAAGAAAACGAUGAAAAUCAUAUAACAAAGCAGCAAAUAGAUCAAGAUGCCUCCACAUUUGUAUACACAGAAAAUACCGAAUUCACUGGAGAGCCUACGUGUGCGAUUUGCUUAACAGAUUUUAAAACAAGUGACCCAGUGAGGAUUACCAAAUGCAAGCAUGCGUUUCACACAAAUUGUAUAGAGCAAUGACUAACCACAGCAAGACACCCAAGAUGCCCGGAUUGUAAUAAAGAGUAUAUUUCUCACGAUUUUUUCCAAUAA
Blepharisma stoltei is the source of this 662-nucleotide messenger RNA. NCBI's taxonomy places the organism in Eukaryota, Ciliophora, Heterotrichea, Heterotrichida, Blepharismidae. The record is from the annotation of a GenBank genome assembly.